AUGGCUCGUUGGUGAAAAUAGACGAGCGACCGAAAUUUUCGUGGACAGUGUACGCUAAUAAAGACGACUACUCAAGUGUUUGUGUUUGAACCGUUUAUUGUGAAGUGAGCGAUUUAAGAUCUGCGACAAUGGAUCUGGUUACGAUUUCUUUCGCCGCUUUGAUGAUCAUACUUUGUUUGUGUCUUCUACAUUUUCUCAUUGAAAAAAAAUGCAAUGCAGAGUCACUUAAAGAUAUUCCGGGGCCUAGAGCUUAUCCGAUCAUUGGAAACUUCUUAGACGUAUACGGAGAUCAAGCAAAGCUUUUCAGUUCGCUGAGAAAAUGGGCCAAGUUGUACCCGAAGAUAUAUAAACUCGAGUGA
Molecule: messenger RNA, 359 nt
Organism: Ctenocephalides felis (cat flea)
Lineage: Eukaryota; Metazoa; Arthropoda; Insecta; Siphonaptera; Pulicidae
Product: cytochrome P450 4C1-like
Exons: 2
Coding region: 129-359 (76 amino acids)
Molecular function (GO): iron ion binding; monooxygenase activity; heme binding
Source: RefSeq, a predicted model, not a curated record